Molecule: messenger RNA, 1787 nt
Organism: Penaeus monodon (black tiger shrimp)
Lineage: Eukaryota; Metazoa; Arthropoda; Malacostraca; Decapoda; Penaeidae
Gene: Oat
Product: ornithine aminotransferase, mitochondrial-like
Exons: 9
Coding region: 147-1409 (420 amino acids)
Cellular component (GO): cytoplasm
Molecular function (GO): L-ornithine transaminase activity; pyridoxal phosphate binding; identical protein binding
Source: RefSeq, a predicted model, not a curated record
AAUCAAAUGAGAUGAAUGUUCUUUCAUAAAAUACGCAACCUGGCAACUCUAGAAUCAGGUUUGGCCCACUAAAGCCUUCGGGUGAGAUUUUCUGAUCAGUGUUGGUGUGCAAGAGUUAGGGCAGGAGCAGAAUUGUAGAGUUCAAGAUGUUGUCGACGCGUUUGCUUGUCCGUGCGCGAGGUGCAGUGACCUUCGUGCAGCGAGGACUCUCCACGCAGGAGGUCAUCGCGAGGGAAGAAAAAUUUGGAGCUCACAACUACCACCCCCUUCCCGUAGCACUCAGCAAAGCCCAGGGUGUGUUCGUAUGGGACGUGGAGGGCAAGAGGUACUUCGACUUCCUUAGUGCCUAUUCGGCCGUCAACCAGGGCCACUGCCACCCCAAGAUCGUCGGGGCGUUAGUCGAACAGGCACAGAAACUUGCUCUCACCUCCAGGGCCUUCCACAACGACAUCCUAGGAGAGUAUGAGGAAUAUGUCACCAAUCUGCUCGGUUACGACAAGCUCCUGCCCAUGAAUACAGGCGUCGAGGCGGGGGAGACGGCGUGCAAGCUGGCUCGGAAGUGGGCGUACAAAGUGAAGGGCAUCCCGCAGAACAAGGCCAAAAUCCUGUUCGCCGAGAACAACUUCUGGGGCCGAACACUGGCAGCCGUAUCCAGCUCCAGCGACCCUUCAGCGUACAGUGACUACGGACCUUUCAUGCCCGGAUUCUACCUCGUGCCUUAUGACAAUCUGCAGGUUCUCGAGGAGGCACUCGCGGACCCCAAUGUGGCAGCGUUUAUGGUGGAGCCCAUCCAGGGAGAGGCGGGUGUCGUGGUGCCCUCGGAAGGCUACCUCAAGGGCGUGCGAGAAAUAUGUGACCGCCACAAUGUGCUGUGGAUCGCGGAUGAGGUCCAGACCGGCUUGGCUCGCACGGGACGACGUCUGUGCGUGGACCACGAGGAGGUCAAGCCCGACUUACUGUUGCUGGGGAAGGCGUUGUCUGGUGGAAUGUACCCGGUGUCGGCAGUGCUAGCCAACGACGAAGUCAUGCUAACCAUCAAACCUGGAGAACACGGCUCCACUUACGGUGGCAACCCUCUCGCAUGCAAGGUUGCCAUGGCAGCCCUCGAGGUGAUGGAAGAAGAAAAACUGGCCGAGAAUGCCGAGAAGCUUGGCAACAUUCUGCGCUCUGAGUUGUCCAAAUUGCCCAAGGAAGUGGUAUCUAUCGUUCGCGGCAAAGGACUUCUCGAUGCCAUUGUCAUAAACAAAAAUUUCGACGCGUGGAAAGUCUGCUUGCGUCUCAAAGAAAACGGACUGCUGGCCAAACCUACGCACGGAGAUAUCAUCCGAUUCGCGCCUCCUCUCACCAUCACGGAGGAACAGCUGCAUGAGUGCCUUGACAUCAUUAAGAGAACUAUUCUCUCCUUCUAAUGCUCAUUUCCAUUCCCCCAGUUUCCUGAUUUUUAUACCUGGGGUAUUGAAGAAACGCGUUUUUUUUUUGUUUUUUUUUGUUUUGAAAUUAUAUAUACAGAAAUAUUUUCAUACGUCUGAAGAAAGUUUGCUUGUGUGAAUGAGCGUCUGCUUGUGUUGUUUUCUUGUUCCUGUGUGUUUGUCCGUUGCCGCGUUUGGAUAUGUAUGUAUUUUCAAGCUUGUGAUAGACUGCACUCUGCUUUUAAACUUGUUAAAAUUAUUUUGCUCUUAUAGACCGAGUUGCCACAUGUAUAAUGUAAUGUGUUAUGGCUUUUCUCAUUAAUAAUUACUGUGAAUGUGAAUUUGUAAGUGAUUCUAAUAAAAUACUGCAUAUGAAUA